CUGGCUUUUCCCUAGUUGGGCUGGGCGGUGAAGGGCGUGGGACUCCGUCUGUGCACAAGGAUUGGGAAAGCGCUUGGGGCACGGGGUGACUGAAGCUCGGAUCUGGUGCCCUUGGUAAUCUUCAGGCUUCCUGGGCGCGCUCUCUGCCGGAGAAUUUUAACGUGAAUUGGAAGAAAACGGUGCCAGCCCAAGGACACUACGAGGAGAGCUGAAGCCAGCGGGGGCUCUCCAGGCGGCGCCCAAGUCAGCACCAUGGGCAUCCUCUAUUCCGAGCCCAUCUGCCAAGCAGCCUACCAGAAUGACUUUGCUGAAGUCUGGAGGUGGGUGAAGGAAGAUAAUAGUUAUGUCAACAUUCAGGAUGGCUUCAAUGGAGACACUCCCCUCAUCUGUGCUUGCAGACGGGGACACCUGAAGAUAGCUGCCUUCCUUUUACGCAGAAAUGCCAAUGUGAAUGCCAAGAAUCAGAAAGAGAGAGCCAGCCUACAUUAUGCGGUGAGGAAGCGGUUCACCUUCCUUGACUACCUGCUCAUCAUUCUCCUGAUGCCGGUGCUCCUGAUUGGCUAUUUCCUGAUGGUAUCAAAGACGAAACAGAAUGAGAAUCUCGUCAGGAUGCUACUCCGCGCCGGCGCAGAUGUUAAUGCCACAGACUAUGCUGGCUGCACGGCUCUUCAUUAUGCGUGCAAAAUGAAAAACCAAAGCAUCGUCCCCUUACUUCUAGCUGCCCAUGCGGACCCCACCAUAAAGAAUAAGCAUGGAGAGACUGCUUUGGACAUUGUGCAGAGAUUAAAAUUUCCUCAGAUUGAAGCCAUGUUACGGAAAGCAUCCUAAUCCUCCCCGAUAUCAUAGAUGGAGCACUGAACCAAGGUCAAAGACUCUGGCUGGAUCCCUGUGUUUGUCUCUGUUUCCACCAUCUCAUGCCAGAGCAGGCCCUCCAUGUCUGUUCCUCGGUUUCUCCAUCUGUAAAAAGGAGAUUUUUAGUUACCAGGGAUGAUGAAAAUAAUGUGUUUCGUAUUUGUACAGAUGUUUCACCCUGAAGGAUUCACGUUGACCAUCCUCCUUCCAAGACUAAUGUCCAUCUUGGCCAAGGCCCCAUUUUACCUAAUGAAGUUUGUUUCUCAGAUUUACUCAGUCAGGUUUUCUAAAUGGAACAGACAAAAUGAAAGAGGCUGGUGUCUGUUUUCCCUCAUUCCACAUGUCCAGCUUGCCUUGUGUUCAGUCAGCCACAACAAGUCUUCAGUGAUGCCCUUUGGGCCACUCCUGUCCUGCCAUCCUCUAUUGACAAUGUCCCACAGUGAUGCCCACCUACUGCUGCCUUCUGGAUCACCCACAAGUUGGAUUCAUCAGAGCUCUUGGGGCCCCUGACUCAAAGCCACAGAAUGUUACCAGGAGAAUGAGGGGUCUUCAAAAGAGGUUGUCUGUGGCAGGGGCAGCUUGGGGUCUUUGAAAGCACUGAGCCUCUCCUCUACAGCUUACAAAUCUAUGUCUUCCUAAGACCUUAUCUUUCUACAAUGUCAUACAAAAGAGGGAUUAAGACUGUUGGAUAGCCGCCAGCCUUGGUGGUAGCUUCCCCUUGUCUUUUGGACCCAACAGCUGUCGACGGAGCUAUGAAAAGGGUGAGCACAGCUGUAAAGUCAAACUGACCCCCUCCUUCCACCACCACAGAGGCAGACCAGCCAGAGCUGUGACUAGGAUGGGGCAAGUGGACCUUUGCCUUAACAGCAUUUAAUUUAGAGGGCACUGAAUUUUGAGGGUGCAUUCUCAGCUCCCCAGCACACAGAAACAACAGAGCUCAGUGCCUGACUAGCAGGGAUAAGUCACCAAAAUCAGAAGCUACCUCUGUGGGAAGCUGGGGUGAGUUUCUCUUCCACUGUGCCCUCUCUGCUGCCUCUCUGUUACCCCUCCUUAUACGGCCUCUCUAGCACUGACCCAAUGCUGGAUCUCUGGCUCCUGGCCUUAAACCAUAGGAUGGGGUCCUUUGCCUCUUCUUCCAUUUCAGAGAUUCUUGCCCCUGGCAUUUUCUUGGUACACACUGUAGGUACACACAUUUUACUUUCAGCUCUGACCCCAGCCGCAGUCUAGACCAAAAGAAUCAUGGAUGGUCUGCUCAGAAUCCAAGAACAAACACAUAUCAGUCCGAUAGCUGACAGUAGUCAGGUGGGAUCUCUGAGAAGCCACUGUCCCAGUUACCAUGCCCUUGGCCUUGACUGUUACCACCUGUCCAGUUUUGGCUGGUUCCAGGUAAAUCUUGAGCUCAUUUGGCAAAGGAAGGGAAGGGGGGCAUGUUAAUGAUCUUGGGACAGUUUUCUGUCAAUUAAAGGUUUACAAAGUACUUUGUAAGGGUCUGUGAGGGUCUGGGAAGCUGGUAUCAGGAUUAUAGAUGAGUAAACUGCGAAGCUGUCACUCGUCCAAGGGCGCAUAGCUAAGAAUUGUCUGAGCCAGCGUCAGCUCCCAGGCCUCUUCCCAGCCAGUGAAAUUUGGGUAGAGAAGUGCUUGAUUUGGAAAUAGAGGACCUGGGCCAGAAUCUUGGCCCUUAUUAAAAACUGGGUGACUUUGAAAGGCAAGUUCCUUUGCUUUGGAACCCAGUUCCCUCAAUUUAUAAAAUAAGGUGGAUGGAUAACUGGUGUCCCUUACAGGUAGAAUUUUAUGAUCUUCUGACCCCGAAUACAGCGUUCUUUCCAGCAUGCCCCCUGGUUAUAUCAGCAUGGCUGCUGUUGCAUUGGUAUUGAUUAGUGGAGGCAGUGAGGUGGAGCAAUGUUGGAGCCAGAGUCAGGAAGUCCUGAGUUCAAAUCCAGCUUCAGACACUUACUAGCUGUGUGUGACCCUGGGUAAAUCAU
Vombatus ursinus (common wombat) is the source of this 2834-nucleotide messenger RNA. It is a transcript of the gene ANKRD22, whose product is annotated as ankyrin repeat domain 22. Gene Ontology annotation, molecular function: protein binding. The record is from RefSeq and is a predicted model, not a curated record. The coding region runs from base 253 to 828 and encodes 191 amino acids. The transcript is spliced from 6 exons. Lineage: Eukaryota; Metazoa; Chordata; Mammalia; Diprotodontia; Vombatidae.